Molecule: messenger RNA, 3486 nt
Organism: Dreissena polymorpha
Lineage: Eukaryota; Metazoa; Mollusca; Bivalvia; Myida; Dreissenidae
Exons: 5
Coding region: 539-1912 (457 amino acids)
Source: RefSeq, a predicted model, not a curated record
UACGUCGUCAGAAAACUUGAUAAACGGUCACAUGAAUUCACAAGUUUAAACCGAAUUGAAUAAGUGUUAUUCGUAAUUGGUAAUGAAAAGAUUUAAAUGUUUCCACUUGGUUUGUGGAUGGUAUUGUGUAGUACUGAAAGAAAGGCAAUCAUUAUAGUACAUAGAAACUGGUCCCGUGACAGUGUUUAUGUGUCGUGGAAGGUUUAUCCUACUAACAUAUGUGUAAAAUUUGAUAUGUUUAAUUAUUCAAAUUUAUAUCAAACGUAAAUGUAAACAAAUAAAACACCCAAGCACGACAUCAUAAUGUGAAUGUUGUAUUGCGAAUACUUUGGAUUUUGUAAUUGACAUUCUUGUUUCACUGGUCAGAGAAAGGGCAGAAACGGGGCAGCAAACUGUUAAUUAUCCUAUAUUCAUGGACGUCUGCAAGAAGGCAUUGUAAAAAGCUGCUAGGUAAACUACCGGCCUGAUCAGUUAAAGUCAUGCCGAAACGGCUCAAAAACAAACACUAAUCGCCAGGCCGAGGAGGCGAACUGUGUCAAUGGCUGACGAAGGCAUCAGACGUGAUGAACCAGGAGAGGUCCCUAAACAGUUUCAAAAUGAACAAGCCUCUGCUGAGACUUCUACUAUAAUGAAUGUUCUGGGUUAUGGGCCUCACAUCCGACAGGCUCGGAUAGAAGCAUACAAGGCGUCGGACAGGCAUAGGACUGCAAAGGCGCGUGGUAUUGCAACGUGGAUCACCACGGGGAGCAAGGCUGAGGGUCUGACCAGCUUUCUGGAGAGCGAUAGAGACCAUUUGGUUGUUAGAGAAAGUGUCAUCUGUUUAGAAGAUGGUGUUAAUUCAAGUAGCGUUCCUGUGGAGACAACCAUAUUUAGAUCCUGCAGUCGUAUUAGUUACUCCGGACACUGUAGACUGCUACUUGAACAAUACGGUACAACUAUUCCUAGAAUAGUGUACAAUGCCUUGUGUGAUGAUGGAUUUGGUCGCGGACUAUUAAGCAGCGACUUAUAUGUUAAUCAGUGUUUGAACGUUAAACAGGGGGAAGGCACAGUACAACAUGAGAGUGCUGGACCGUCAACGCCAUUUACAAAUUAUGUUCUUGAAAGCGAUUGCGUGCAUGCGCUACAUUAUUACUGCCCCAGCAUCCUAACAAGAUGGGCGGCAAGACAUCGCUACUGGCCAUCACCUGACGUCGUUAGGGAGGUUGUAUCACUUGGAGCAUUUGUUUCUCCUGUUGGGGUUAAAGGCAGCGAUUAUGAACAUGUUGAAUGGAGAAUGUUUUUUAACACCGGGGAAAACGUACUGAUAAAUAAUCUUAACGACACUCAGGUUAAAUUAUAUGUGCUAUUAAAAAUGGUGAAGAAAGAUGUAUUACAACCGCAAAAGAAGGAGGUGACAUCGUUCACGGUUAAAAACAUUGUAUUAUGGAUAGCAGAAAAUAACCCGCACACAUUGUUUCAUAAAAGAAGUCUGUUUCACUGGCUUCAUGAAGGAUUAUAUGCGCUAAGAGUUGCUAUAGAUACGAAAGAGCUGCCUUAUUACAUGAUCCCAGGGCGAAAUCUGAUGGCAGCCUGCGCUCUGGAUCAUGAGCAGAAACGUUCUUGGAUAGCUACUAUUGAUGAAAUGAUGACCGAAGGUCCCCGGAUGAUAUUGAGACUACCGAAGAUACGACAAGCUAUAAUUGCUCAUCCUGAGCCACUACGAUGGUACAGCGGGAGGAGGAUAGAGACUGAGAUGCUGAUGCUGAUACGCAUGAACAGAGUCACCCUCGGUAUGGAUCAUGAGACGGAUGUUAUUAUGCAGGCAGUAGAAAGUCGUCAGAAGGAGGUUGUGAGGGAGGUUAGGAUGAGGAUGCUUAUGGAAGGGGCUCGAGUAAAUGAUAUACGGAAUGUAUUGAUUAGUAUGUUGAUGUAGAACUUUGACUUGCACUUGAAAUUCACAUAUAUAGAUGUAAGGAGGUAUCGUCUGUUGGUAAUUAAUUGUUGGAUAGAGAUGGAGUUGCUGUGGCUGAUAUGCAUGAACAGAAUGGCCCUCGGCAUGGAUAAAGAGACGGAUGUUAUUAUGCAGGCGGUACGCAGACGUCAGAGUGAGAUUGGUAUGGACGUUAUUAUGAAUAUGAUGAUGGAAGGGGGUCGAGUAAAUAAUCAUCGUAAUGUAUGGACAAGUAUGAUGAUGUAAACAAAUACACUUAUCAAAAGCCAUUUGACUAGCAACUGUAACACACAUGUAUAGAUAAGGGGUUGUCGUCUGUUGGUGAUUGUUAUUUAUUGUGUGGAAGAAUACUAUGAAAAUGUAAUCUUCGUUAAGAAAACUGUUCAUAUAAACGUUUGAAAAUUGUUGUAUUAAUCCUAUAAUGCCUUUGAAGCGACGAAAUGAUGAUGACUGGCUGAUUUAAAACUUUGAUCACAUUUUACGAUAACAUAAUUGUUAAAUAGGUGGGCUCACGUAAAGUCAGAUCCCCAUGUUGAAUGUCAUCCAGGGUCUUAAAAUAUAUCUAUAUAUAUUUGUGUUAUGCUUGACAUGCGUCCAUGUACGAGUUGUAACCCAAUGAACAUUAAGUUAAUGUGAAAGCAGGUUUAAUAUGUAUGACGAUAUAAUAGAACAACACGCGAAUACUUCUCCAUUAAGUAUAAAGAUGUGUUUCGUACCUACUUAUUGAAAGUAUUUUUGGAAACAAUUAUCGAUAGAUCUAUUACAAAACGAUGCACCCUAGGUCCAUGCUAUAUAGUAGCUUGUACGUCAUGACGAUAUUCAUUUUAAGGUUAAAUAGUUCAUUAUAUGUGUCUUGUUCUGAGAAAACUGGGCUUAAUUCAUGUGCGUAAAGUGUCGUCCCAGAUUAGCCUGUGCAGUCCGCACAGGCUAAUCCGGGACGACACUUUCCGCCUAAUAUUGAUUUUCGGUAAGGAGGGACCUCCUUGAAACUAAAAAUACAUAAAAAGCGGAAAGUGUCGUCCCUGAUUAGCCUGUGCGGACUGCACAGGCUAAUCUGGGACGGCACUUUACGCACAAGCAUUAAGCCCAGUUUUCUCAAAACAAGACACAUAUGUUUUUGUUAUUGAAAAGGCUUGUUUUUUGGAAAAGACUUGUUGAUCAAAUGUCCGCAAAUUUAUUUAGUUAAGAUAUUGCUUUAUUUGUCAACCUGUAAUGCUACUGUCGCGAUACGAUUUUAUAUAUGUAACUGCUGAAUUAUAAUAGUUGUGUUCUUGCUGCUGUAACAGUAUGUCUUACACAACUGUUGUCUUUGUAUGUGCCAAAUAUUAAAUAUGAUCAUUUUAUUGUAUAAGAAAAUGUAUUAUUAUAGUGUUCGAUUAAACGGUAUAUGUGGUGCAGUUGUUGCGUCCGCUUGAAAAUCAUUUACGCAAAUUUGCUUUGAAUUUAAUAAUGCACUUUGUAUAAUUGUACUCAUUUUGCUUUGAAAGCUUAAUUGUUUCAGUUUAUGUUUAAAACUGUAUUUAUUUAUUUACAUGUGAAUUAAAUAUAGUUUUAUA